AUGUCCGUUGGUAGCCAUGCCUAUCGGCAUGCGCUACAGCGUUCUCCUUCUCGCCUCGACUACGUCUGGAUCAGUGACGAACUUCUCUCAUCAACGUUCCAGAGGUUCGUGAAGGGUCAGCGUCGUUACGGAAGUCGAGUUCCCGGUCCAUUGGAAGCUAGCAAGCGUCUCGCAAAAAGGAGGAAUACUGCUUUAGCUGUGGGAGGGAGUUCAUUCGACCCUGCGGCCAAUGUUGCUCAUUUAUUUGGAGCCAAUGGCACGGGACACGUUCGUCAAUGGGACGAUUCUCCGUGGUCCUCGCGCUGGCCAGAGCCGUUGGAGUUAUUUUCCUACUCCGAUCAACCUCCUCCGCCUCCCAACCCAUCCUUUCUCGCGCAUGCAGAAAGCUCCGCAGAAGCCUCAGGUGACACCAUUGAACCACUACCAUCUGAGAACCCGACAUUCGCGUCGUCAUUGACAAGCUGUAAGACCAUACAUGAUGUGAAAGAGGCAUUGGAGUGGUACCAUAUCGAUCUUCGACAAGAGCCGGAACAGAGCCGCAGGAUCUUCAAUCACCUCUACCAACUCAUCUCACAAGAGAACCAAGCCUCUUCUGUUCAUGAGCUUCUGGAAUUCAUGGAUGACUCGAGUCUCAACAUAUAUGGAGUGGGUAAUUAUGCCAAAUUAAUUGAACUUCUUGGUUCAGCGAGCUUUGCUGCGGUCUACAAAAUCAAGCUAGUCGACAACGUCACGAAAGCUAUUGGCCUUGGUCUUGUACCUGUUAGGGAGAUCAGUCAAAUCCUCCGGCUUUUGCCAGCAUCAGUAUGUGGGAAUGGAUCGCCUCGUCAUCCUCCGGAAGCUGAAACGCUGGGAAAAGUUUUUAACGAUGUCUGGUCCUCAUUGCAGUCGUACAGUGUGUUCAAAUUGCAUGAGAUUGAUCAUGAUAUUCUCGAGCCAUGGAUCGAGCAGCUACUAUUCUUGGGUAAUGACCGGUUUCUACGUUUAGCAAAGCGUAUAUUGGCCGCAUAUCAUAAAUCGAUGAGAAGUCUCUCUUACUCCAUUUCACUGCGAGCCUUAGACAUUCUAUCUUCGGAAAGAGCAUUGGUUGAUCACAACAUCUUUGCGACAUACCUUGAACGAGCUUUGAUGCUUGGAGAUGAAGCUUCUCUAAGCUACGCGAAGGAUAUCAUUGUAACACAUCAUCGAUAUGAGCGGACUCCGUUAAAGCCGAUUGUCAACACCCUACUGCAAUAUCUUGUCACAUCACGAUAUUCAACUGAUCUAAAAGGAAAUUCUGCCAUAAUUCUACCGGAACUCUUGUGUCAAUUGAAUGCAGAUGUCGCCACGGAGUACAUCAUUCUGAUGACCGAACGUCUGGUUCUUACAAAACGUGAGGAUAAUACUCGUGCUCACGCCCUCAAAGUUUUGCGGAAUUGUCUUCUCCACGUCGAUAGACCGACUUUACUUUCGUCACACACAUGGUCCACACUGAAAGAGGAUGGCUCUUUGAGCACAUCUAAAGGAUUGAGACUUGCUCUCCGUAUGUGGACUUGGAUCGCGCUGGGCACCGCGCCUCAUCGGAGACCAGUGAGGUCCAACUUAGUCCGUACUCAUCAGAGAAGUGUAUACGCUUCUGGAAUUUCCAUACUGAAACUCUUCGACGAUGUUACUACAAGCAUUAUGUGGCAAUCCCAUGGGAACAGGUCAGAGCUAUUACCCAAACUAGUGGCAGGUCUUCAACAGCUUGACGUUCCAAGUAACCAGGUAUUGAGGAAGGUGUAUACACUUCUCAGUCACAGACAAAUCAAGAAUCUAUCGACUCUCCAAUAUUUUCAAAAGCUUGAAGAGGGACGCUUGACGCUAGAGCAGGCCGCCCUGCAGCGAGACGUGUUCAAUUCCACCAAGCAUUACCUUUUAUCCUCCCACCUGAGGUUCAUACAAAAUGUCGACGUUACCAGCUCUGACUUUAUUGAAAAUAUGGUUGAGAUGAUAGAGAAAGAUAACGGCAAAAUUCGCGAUAUGAUCUUUCUCAUCUCACUUCACACGCCUUUGAAGAUUGCCUUAGCUAUGGCUAGCACUCGCAACGCGGGGCAUAUCCCCAACACGAAAAGAGUCAAGGCUAUCUUGCGACUAGAAUCCAAGGGCAAGCAACUAUAUCUCGAACCAAAUGCCUGCGUAUCAUUCAUACAUCUAUUGGCAUCCUCGAUCGCAAUAUCAGAUAAAGUGAGUCCCCGAGCGGCAUUUAAUCUUGUGACGUACCUAUACCGCUACCUGAUGUCACACAAUGCUCCAGUGAAACCUAAUUUUGUUCGUGCUAUGUACCAUUGCGGUAUUACGCGAUUUAGUCAGAAUGGACUACGGGUAUCUGGGGUCCAGGAGGAUUAUAUUAUGCAGGUUGUGCGGAGGCAUGAAGAGCCGGAAGCAGCUCGCGGAUUGAUGAAUGGAUCGUACAUUGAACGCAUCUAUUAACGCA
This is a messenger RNA of Talaromyces stipitatus ATCC 10500, 2452 nucleotides long. RefSeq lists its product as uncharacterized. The coding region runs from base 1 to 2448 and encodes 815 amino acids. The transcript has 2 exons. Lineage: Eukaryota; Fungi; Ascomycota; Eurotiomycetes; Eurotiales; Trichocomaceae. The record is from RefSeq and is a predicted model, not a curated record.